CGGUCACACUUGAUUAGGCAUUGAGCAGCGUCUGUUUUUGUCGAAUUUUUAAGUUGAUUUGACCAUUGACUUUUUGAAAUUGAUAUGGACUGUGAAAGUAUUCAAAUGAUGUCGGCUGAGGAGCCAAAAGAACGCAAAGAAUGUGGUAAGAGAGGUCGAAAGCCAGGAAAAAAAACAUCUACCGAAAAGAUAGAUAUAAAGGCGAAGUUAGAGCGUAGCAGGCAAAGUGCAAGAGAAUGUCGAGCUCGGAAAAAAUUACGCUACCAAUAUCUAGAAGAGCUAGUUGCGGAUAGGGAAAAGGCCGUUAUUACGCUACGGACUGAACUGGAGCGUUACAUGCUAUGGAGUGAGAAUUUAACGGAGAACAGCACAUCGAAUAAUUUAGAUCAACUGCUCGAAGAAAUUGGCAUUCUUAAACAAGAAAUAAUUUCUUAGGCUACAAAGAUUUGGAAUUACUAAACUUACACAAUAAUCUAAAAACACAUUCUUAUUUUUUGCUUUUUUAAUUUUAGAUUUCUUAUGUUUAAUAAAUAAAUAAAUAAAUAUUCAAGAAUCA
Messenger RNA from Scaptodrosophila lebanonensis, 556 nucleotides. It is a transcript of the gene REPTOR-BP, whose product is annotated as REPTOR-binding partner. Gene Ontology annotation, cellular component: nucleus. Gene Ontology annotation, molecular function: DNA-binding transcription factor activity. Lineage: Eukaryota; Metazoa; Arthropoda; Insecta; Diptera; Drosophilidae. The transcript is spliced from 4 exons. The coding region runs from base 85 to 435 and encodes 116 amino acids. The record is from RefSeq and is a predicted model, not a curated record. Gene Ontology annotation, biological process: regulation of DNA-templated transcription.